This is a messenger RNA of Rattus norvegicus (Norway rat), 4417 nucleotides long. NCBI's taxonomy places the organism in Eukaryota, Metazoa, Chordata, Mammalia, Rodentia, Muridae. The record is from RefSeq and is a predicted model, not a curated record.
GGGAGCUUCCGGAAGUGUUGGCUGAGGUCCCUCCAAUCAGCGGCUGGCAGCGGGAAGUUUCAGUUCGGCGGAGGGUCGGUUCGGGGGUUCCUUCUGCGGAUCUGUGGAGUUUUCUGUGUAGCCGCAUUGUUGUGGAUCCAGAAACUGCUUCAGGAUGCCGGUGUCACGGUUUGCUGGUCGGCUUCGGAAAGAUUCGAGCAUCGAGAUGAUUAGGACUAGCUUGGCUCACAGGAAGUCGCUGUCUCAGAAGGAAAACAGGCACCGGGUGUAUGAGCGAAACAGACACUUUGGUUUGAGGGACGUCAACGUCCCACUGGAAGGUAGAGACCUUGUUAAUAUACAUGAGAUGUCUCAAGACCUCACUCUAGAAAAUGCCAGCUCCAAAACAAAGUCAGUGAAAAUGGUUCUGAGUGACCAACGGAAGCAGCUCCUCCAGAAAUACAAAGAAGAGAAGCAGCUUCAGAAAUUGAAAGAACAGCGAGAGAAAGCCAAAGUGUUCAAAGUGGGUCUCUACAGGCCUGCCGCACCCGGCUUUCUUGUCGCAGACCAGAGGGGUGUGAAAGCUGAGCCACAAAAGGCUUUUCCAUAUACUGGGCGGAUUACAAGAUCAAAGGCCAGAGACCAUAUGGAACAGAGUAAGACUGGGAGCAGGAAUAUCCCUCAGGCAGCUCAAUUCGGCCAAAGACAAAUUUCUGAAAAAAAACCAUUAGACAGAGAGAAAAAAGUUAUGCAGCCCAUGGGUCCCACAUCAGGGAAAGCGGCUGGAUCAGUGGCAGCUACUCAGAGGGCCAAGCAGAUGGCUGGAACAGUGCCAUCUACCACAAGAAAGCCAGUCACAAGAGCCACCAAUGAGAACGGAUCAGAAAGAAGGGGACCAAGUAGAGGGAGACCUGCCGGAAAAGCAGAAGGCGAGCUGGACAAGAUCAUUUCUUCCCAAGGCAUUGCAUUGGGAAGUGAAGAGAAGCAUUUGCAGUCGCAGAGCAGUGUGACAAACGAAGUGGAAAGCUUGCAGGAGACAGUGCCCGCAAAAGGGAGAGAGAGGGAGUCCUUCGCCCCUGAGCGCUGUGCCUUUCAGCCCCCACGUGGUCUGAAGACCUACCAAGUGGCUCCCCUGAGUCCCAGAAGUGCCAACGCUUUCCUGACGCCCAGUUGUGACUGGAACCAUUUAAGACCAGAAGUUGCCACAGCUCAAGACACAGCAAAUGAAGUCUUGGUACAGCAAGAAUCAAAUAAAUCACAAUUUGGUUUGGAUUCACAAACAGACUCUAGGAAAGAACGUGGCUUAAAUCAGAAGGACGCGUCUACACCAAAUUCAGAUCACCUUUCAGUGAAAGGAAUCACAUCAUCUGAAGCAGGUGACGGUCAGACGGGUCAGCCGCAGCACGACGUGCCGUAUUUCAGAAAAAUUCUCCAAUCAGAAACUGACAGACUAAACUCACACUGCCUAGACUGGGAGAAGAAGCUAGAACUGGACAUUCCCGAUGAUGCUAAAGAUCUUAUCCGGACAGCGGUUGGUCAAACAAGACUCCUUAUCAUGGAGAGAUUCAGACAGUUCGAAGGACUGGUGGAUAAUUGUGAAUAUAAACGCGGGGAAAAGGAGACCACCUGUACAGAUCUGGAUGGAUUCUGGGAUAUGGUUAGUUUUCAGGUCGAUGAUGUAACCCAAAAGUUCAACAACCUGAUGAAACUCGAGGAGUCUGGAUGGAAAGACAACAAUAAUCCAAGCAAAAAAGUCAUCCGGAAAAAAAUUGUGCCUGGUAAAACAAGCAAAGCAAAGCAGGACGAAGACGGACGAACGGCAGCUAGGAGUCGUCUCGCCGCCAUAAAGAACGCAAUGAAAGACCGGCUGCGGCAGGAAGCACAAGCCCAGGCUGCAGUUCCAGAGAUACCAACGGCAGCUGACAAAAUAGUGUUUGAUGCUGGGUUCUUCAGAAUCGAGAGUCCUGUUAAGUCGUUCUCAGUCCUGUCCUCUGAACGUCGUUCUCAAUUCGGAGCACACGUGUCUGCCAGCAGAGCUGUGCCUGAGGGCAGGGCUGCAGGGGACCUUCUCAGACAGAAGACGCCACUGAAGAGGCCUGACCCGCAGAGCAGCACGAUCGAGCAUGUUGAUCGGACGUUUUCAGAUGGACUUGAAAGCAGGUUGGCGUCAACUGGAGUAGUCCAAGCCACUCAGGAGACUGAGGUGGAAGGAGUAUUACCAGCAGUUUGGAACCAGCCUUAGCAACAAACACCAGUGUCUUAAGAGAAAGCACCAAGACUGAAGUUGAUAAGUGGUCCUGUUGUGAAUGGCAAAAGUGCGGUACAUGGGAGAGAAGCAGUGUGGUGUCUUCUGUGCACGGCAGAUCUCAGCUCAAAGCCACCCAUGUGGCAUGCAGCUUGAGCACGUGGGACAAGUCAUUCGCUCAGCCUCACUCUCCUCAUCUGUGGAACAGGAGCGCUCUGCCGUUGGUGGGGGUGAAGAGGCUCGUGCCCUCGUACCGUGGUUAUAGAGAAGAUGCCCAGUGUGUAGACAUCGCUUUAGGACGUUAACUCGUGACAGCCCUUACAGUAGCCAUGCCAGACGCUGGAGGAGAAACCCAAGUGUAUCCUAGUGAGGUUGAGCUUGCGAUUGACCCAGCUGAUCCGUUCUCUACACAGUCGCAUCAGCUUAGCCUGCUGCGCUUACAGCGGCUCAUCUGAGAGGGAAAGGGAACCGUGAGGAGUAGGAAGCUGUACUCUGAUGUCUGGAGAAGAUGCGGGGCUUGUUACUAAUCUGAACUUUGGAAAAUAUUGAACACUCCUCAUUGUAAAAACAUACCACUAAGUGUGGCAUGGGGUGGGGGCAGGCCCUGUGCGUCAAAAUAGAAGAGGCACAUGGAAGUCCUUAACUAUUCUUUAAUACAUACCAAAAGCAUUUUCACCUUUUAGGGCCACAAAAAUGCUUUUUGGUAUUAUAAAAAUCUGUGUUUUUUUUUUUUAAUAUUUAUGUAUUUGAGUACACUGUCACUGUCUUCAGAUACACCAGAAGAGGGCAUUGAAUUCUAUUACAGAUGGUUGUGAGCCACCAUGUGGUUGCUGGGAUUUGAACUCAGGACCUCUGAAAGAGCAGUCAGUGCUCUUAACCACUGAGCCAUCUCUCCAGCCCCAAAAUCUGUGUUUUUUAAGAUACCAAUUUAUUAUCAUGCUGCUUUGUAUAAUUAUAUUCGUUAUCUGUAUUAGGAAGAUCUGUAAUAGCAGUUGAGUUAUAUUGUAAUUGUCCCUCCCAAAAUCAGGUUCUGGGACCAGCAACAGUGGGUAAAGGCAUUUGUUUUGCCAGCCUGUGGCCUUCAAAUACACACACACACACACACACACACACACACACACACACACACACACAAAAUGUUUUUUAAAUGUUUUGUUGCAAACAUCUUACAAGAAGGCAUCUUAAAAAUAAACAGCUUAGAACCAGGCAGUGGUGGCACAUGCCUUUAAUUCCAGCACUCGGGAGGCAGAAGCAGGUGGAUCUCUGUGAGUUCGAGGCCAUCCUGGUCACAGCAAGACAAAAUUGCAAUCUGUUUAAUUACUUCGAAUGUGUAGAUUCACGCAUGCAUGCUGUGACAUGUGUGGAAGCCAGAGGGCAGCUCUCAGCGAGCAGUUCUCUCUCCCCAACAUGUGGCUCCAGGGGUGAGCUCAGGUCACCAGGCUUGGUGGCAGGCUCCUUUACCUAGGAAUCACCUUAUUGGCCCCUGAAGAGACUAUGACAGAUAAAUUUUUUAAAGUUUUUUAUUAACAUACGAAAGAGUGGGUUUGUGGUUCUGAUUUUGGUGGUCCUGGGAUUGAACACAGAGCUUUCACAUGCUAGGCAAGCACCCUCUGCCAGCCCUGGACUUCGUUGUCAUUGUUUCCAGUUGCAUUGUUUUCUAUGUUCGUUGUGUCUGUCUGUGUCUGUGGGCACAAACAUGCUCAGAUCUGGUCUCUACUUACGUUUAUGAUUAAAAUGUAUUGAGUUAUACUAUCAAGUAAGCAUGGCCAACUUGCAGGCGUGAUAGCCCAUCUGUGGAUCCAGCACUUGGGAAGCUGAGGCAGGAGAGUUGAGAAGCCAACCUGGGUUAUGUAGCAAGAAUGGUCACACAGGACACAGCAAAGUCGCUUCACAGUGCCUGAGCUGCUUUGCUUCAGAGCCCAGCCUCACCCUGACCUGUUCCAGUCCUGUGGCUCUGGGUUUGGCUGACAGUCAGCAUUGCAGGUGGAACCGUAUUAGCCUGAGCGGUUGGCAUGGGAAGGGGCCUGUGAGCUUCUAGGGAAAGAGGGCGUCGUCUGUGUGGCCAUCAUAAACUGUCCAGUCUGUACAGAGGAGCAGGCUCCUGGGCCAGGCUCUAUGUUCAGUUCCACUAUGCAAGCUAGUGGCCUCCAUGCAGGGUGGAUGACUGUGAUGUGUUUCGUUACUGGUGUAUAA